CGAUAAAGAAAACUUCGUUCAUGUCGUAAUAGCCCUGGUCGGGAUCGCCACAGCGGAUACGACCUUGGAGCCAGGGGAACGUGAGUUUGAACAUGGGUUGCUGCAUUCUUAAAGUCAUGGACGCGACCACGACUGAAUUGGUCGAGAUGUGCAGUCGUACGCGUCUGAACUCCCCCCACAAUGUCUGCCUCUAUCGACGACAUCCAGGUCGCAAAGACGGCGCAAGUAGCCCAGUCCGUGGCCGCGGAAAGCCAGAAAACCACGCCGAGCGACAGUGCCCGUCCUUCUGCAGACAUACCAGCGCCAGAAAACGGCAUAUCAGGCUUCUUCCACUGGCACGAGCCCGGCUGCAGCGCCGAAGAAAAACGCCUAAUCUUCAAACUCGACUGGUUCCUGCUCUCCUACUCAUGCCUCUGCUUCUUCAUCAAGUACCUCGACCAAACCAACAUCUCCAAUGCCUACGUAUCAGGCAUGCAAGAAGAGCUGGGCUUCGGCGCCGGGAACGAGCUGUCGUGGAUGAACACCUUCUUCAACGUGGGCAUGAUCAUUGGUGCGCCCGUGGCCAAUUUGAUUAUCACGGUUAUUCGCCCGAGGUUUUGGCUGCCGUUUUGUUUGAUCACUUGGUCCUUGUUUGUGCUAUUUUUGUAUAAGUGUAACACGGCGGAGCAGUUUUAUGGGUUGCGGUUUUGUAUUGGGUUGUUUGAGUCGGCGGCUUGGCCGGGGAUUACGUAUACGCUUGGUUGUUGGUAUCGCAAGAGCGAGUUGGCGAGACGCUCCGCGCUUUUUGUCAUCUCGGGCGUGUUGGGACAGAUGUUCUCUGGAUACCUACAGGCAGCGUUAUAUUCAGGCAUGGAGGGUAAAGGUGGAAUGUCCGCUUGGAGAUGGUUGUUCAUCUUUGAUUUCGUCAUCUCCAUCCCGGUGGCAAUCUACGGCGUGUUGUGCUAUCCCGACACCCCCCACACAACUGGCGCCUGGUACCUCAACGAAUGGGAACGCAACCGCGCCCGCGAGCGCAUCGAGGAAGAAGGCCGCAAGCCCGUCGGCAAGCUUGACUUGUCCGUCUUCAAGCGUAUCUUCACCAGUUGGCAGAUCUAUACCUUCUCUCUAGGCUACGCUCUCUGGUCUCUCACCAUCGGGUCCUACGUCAUGCAGUACUUCGCCCUCUACCUCAAGGCCGUCGGCUGGUUUUCCGUGCCCCAGAUCAACAACAUCCCCACGGCCAUCGGCGCCGUUAACUUUUGCACCAUGCUCACCACGGGUUAUGUGGCUGACAAGAUUGGCCGUCGGGGGCCUGUUUGUCUGGCUGUUGGCCUGAUCCUUGCUUUCUGCUGGGCUGUCUUCACGGCCUGGGACGUACCGCACGGUUUACGCAUGUUCUGCUUCAUAUUGACGGGCGUGUAUGGGUGUUUUACCCCGCUGCUUGCGGGUUGGGUCAAUGAAUCCUGUGGUGGCGAUCAACAGAAACGCGCCUUCGUGCUUGGCUUCAUGACAUCUGUUGGGAGUGCGCUCGUGAUUCCCUUCCAACAAUUGCAAUUCCCAAGCUCGCAGGCGCCGCAUUUCGCAGAGACGCAUGGUUGGGCGAGCGCCCUGGUGUUUGUGGUUGCGCUCACGCUGUGGACCGGGUUUGGAAUCCCGUUUUGUCAGAAGAAGUUCAUGAAGCAGGUUAGGACGGAUGAGUAUGAGUCGGAGGCAGAGAUCGGGGCGUGAUAUUUCGGGACUGCACAUAAAAUACAUCGUGAUUUGG
This is a messenger RNA of Pseudomassariella vexata, 1744 nucleotides long. Its product is annotated as major facilitator superfamily transporter. Lineage: Eukaryota; Fungi; Ascomycota; Sordariomycetes; Amphisphaeriales; Pseudomassariaceae. Gene Ontology annotation, cellular component: membrane. The transcript has 2 exons. Gene Ontology annotation, biological process: transmembrane transport. Gene Ontology annotation, molecular function: transmembrane transporter activity. The record is from RefSeq and is a predicted model, not a curated record. The coding region runs from base 181 to 1707 and encodes 508 amino acids.